AUGUGCUCGACGUCAACUGCGAUCCUCUACUUUGGGGACCAGUCUCUGGAUGUCAGCACUUACAGCGAUUCGCUAAGGUACCUGCGCCAGAGAGCCACACCUUCGUCGACACAUCUGCACAGGUUCUCAACGCAGUGGCUGGAUGAUGUGACGGGCGAGCAAUACAAUGUGCUCGAUUGGGCAGACACGGCCUCUUCUGAUAGUGCCUCUCAAGCAGGUCCAAUGUCUUCUGCGCUUGUGCCCUGUGUAUCGCAGCUUGGCUCAUUGAUCUGGAAGUGUCAAGAAGACCCAAGUAUACUUCAUGACAGCCGCCCGAGGACAUUAGUUGGUGAAUGUGUCGGGCUCAUUCUCGCAUGCAGUGUUGCGGUAGCAAGAGAUGCGGGACACCUCGUUGAUCUUACUCAGGAGACAUUGAGAAUAGUGAAGCGUUUGACUGAAUUCGCUACUCAACGCUCUCAGGAACUAGAAGAUCAUCCUGGCUCAGUGUGGGCUCUUGCCGUUCAGCUACCAAAACAUGACUGCAUCGCCGCCAUGGCCCGUUGCUCCGAUUAUGAAAAAAUUCCGGCUCAUAAGAGAGCAUAUGUGAGCUUUGAGUUGGAAGAGUGGUCCGUCAUCUCAGGCCCACCAUCGACGUUAAAUCAACUACGAUCGAGGACCUUCGGCAAUACGGCAAUGAAAGACCUGCCAAUAUUCGCUGCAUAUCAUGCAGAGCACCUUCGGGGACCAGAAUAUGAUCAUAUAAUCGGAGACUCUCCAUUUCUUGAAUCACCAAUUCGAGAUGGUGUCACUAUCCUCUCAUCUAGCACCGGCGAGGUAUUUCAAGGCAGCUCAUUGCGGGUUAUACUGUCACAGGCACUCCGCGACAUCCUACAGCGACCUUCUUGUCCACAACAGGUGGCAAAGCAGAUUGCACAUCAGCUGGAAUCGGUCACAUCCCUGCCAGAUCUGUAUACUUUCAGUCCAACGCCUCAAUGGAGUGCGUUUGCUCGUCGCUUGAAGAAUUUGGGAGUUGGUAUCGGUGCUAUCUCUAGUCUCGGCCUUCAUCAACACAAAAGAAGAGGCUAUAACACCAGCGAAGACAGCCAUGGCGGCAGUGAUAGCGAUAAAGAGGAAAAUGAAAAUCUCAUUGCGAUCACCGGAUACUCUGGCAGAUUUCCAGGGGCUGGAAGUGCGGACGAGCUGUGGGAUGUACUUUGCGAGGGCCGUGAUACCUCAAGCCAAAUGCCGCGUGAUAGGUUCUCGGAAAGCCAUAGCCAGAUAUUACCCACCGGAUGCUUCAUUGAACAAGCCGGCCACUUUGACAGCAAGUUCUUCAACAUGUCGGGAAGAGCAGCUUUACAGACGGACCCAUCACAGCGGCUUCUGCUACUCACGACGCAAGAGGCCUUGGAUAUGUCAGGCUACAACAAAGAUCUCCAUACACGGCAUGUGGGCACGUUUGUCGGACAGGCUACUGACGAUUGGCGCGAACAUAACAUGGCACAGGAUGAUCCGUACUAUGUGACAGGGGGUCUACGCGCUUUCGGCCCGGGCCGGCUGAACCACUUCUUCGGAUGGGAUGGCCCAUCAGUCUCGGUGGACACAGCUUGCUCCUCCAGUGCUAUGGCUCUAGAUCUAGCCGUGCAGUCUCUUCGAGGACGUAAGUGCAACAUGGCCAUUGCUGGCGGGGCUAGCAUCAUCUCGGGUGACGGUGACGCCGGCAUGUACGCGGGCCUCCGUUGCGGCGGAUUUCUGGGAGCAUACAACACAGCCUGCAAAACCUUCGACGCUACAGCAGACGGAUAUACGCGCGCUGAGGCAGUGGCUGUCGUCGUCCUAAAGCGUCUCAGUGAUGCGCGAAGAGAUGGUGACAUAGUCCAUGGUGUCAUCAGCGGCAUCCUGACGAAUCACUCGACAGAUACGAACCCCAUCACUCGCCCGUCCGCGGAAGCUCAGAAAUCUUUACUUCGUCGUGUUUUGAGUGAGUCGCUGAGGCAGCCGGAAGAUGUGGCCUAUGUUGAACUUCAUGGAUCCGGGACACAGGCAGGCGAUCUUGCAGAGAUUGAAGCCGUAACGGCCGUUCUUGGAGGCCCGCGUCGUCACCCCAGGGGUUCACCAAACAGACCAGCCAGCGAACUACGGAUCGGCAGCAUCAAGGCCAAUAUUGGACACAGCGAGGGUGCAGCCGGUAUUUCAGCCUUGGUCAAGACGCUGCUCAUGAUUCGCCAUGACAGUGUUCCUCCACAUAUUGGGCUCAGGACGGAACUAAACCACAAUUUCCCUCCGCUGAAAGAGCUAAACAUUGCUAUCAAUUCGGACUCUGAGCCCCUGAAGUUAAACGAACAGACUUCAAGACAUCGUCAAGCCUCUUCAGCUAUCAUACUGAAUUGCUUUGGGGCAGCUGGCGGGAAUACCAGCAUUCUUGUGGAGGGCUCGAAGAAGCAUUCAAAGCUCAUCAGAAAACAGCCCAAACACCGAGAGUCAUAUGAGAACUUGCCACGCAUCGUUGUUGUUUCUGGCAAGAGCUAUUCGGCCUUUCAAGCCAACAAAACGAGACUUCUCAAGUUCCUCGUUGAGGAGCCUUCUGCGGCGAUUGAUGAUGUAUCUUACACAACCUGUGAACGGAGAACUCACCAUCCGCACCGCUUCGCAUACAAAGCCAGGGAUACAGCUGAGAUCAUCAGCCUUCUUUCCGAAGAUUCUAGAGACACGAGUGAAGUAUCGCCACCAUCACGGCAUACAUCACAUACGCCGCACAUUGUCUUCGUGUUCUCCGGGCAGGGCGGACAAGUGGCCGGUUCGGCCCAGCAUUUAAACGACAGCAACAGCGCGUUUCGGGAAGCUUUGCACGACUACAGUCAACUCAGUGAAUCUCUAGGCUUCUCCGGGGUCUUAAACCACCUCAUUACUCCCGAUACAACGGAUGCCUCACCGAACACCGUGCUAGAGCAAGUCGCACUCAUCGUGUUUGAGCUUGCUCUCAGCAAAAUGUGGGAGACUUGGGGCAUACAGCCUGCGACUGUACUUGGACAUAGUCUCGGAGAAUAUGCUGCUCUCCAUUUGAGUGGCGUUCUCUCUGCUGCGGAUGCUAUUUGGCUCGUGGGCAAACGGGCAGGCUUGGUGCAAGAAUCUUGCAAAUUUGAUACCCACCGGAUGCUGGCUGUAUUGGCCGAAGAGAAACAACUCACUCCAUUCCUAACAGACUACGGACUCGAGGUGUCAUGCAGAAAUUCACAACGACAGACUGUAGUUGGUGGGCCACUCGAUAGUAUCCUAGAGUUUCAAAACCGCCUUAAGGUACAUGGGAUCAAAAGUGUCUUGGUUAAGACACCAUAUGCCUUCCAUACGGGUCAGAUGGACGGUAUCUUGAAGGGGCUGCUUGAUGUUGCCACGCAAGCUUCCUUCGCCAGUCAAGCACAGAUCAACUUUGUGUCGACGGUAACGGGAUCGGUGCUCAACACUUGUCCGUCCUGGCCCGACCAUGUUGCUCAACACGCCCGACAUUCUGUACAGUUUUCCGACGCUGUUGAAUCUGCAAUGAAACUCGGUCCUGGCCAAAAGACCAUCUUCCUGAUAAUUUCACCGACACCGAUUUGCAGAGACAUGACUGUCGCAAACAUCACCCUGGCGCGUGAAGACAGGGCUGAGGUUCUCGAGGCUACUGGCACGGGAGACCAGGGUUACCUUGACACUAUUGCCUCCAGUGUAAGUAAACUUUACAAUUCUGGGGUUGACGUCGACUGGAGCCGUUAUCACGACGCGAUAACACAGGGCGGAAGUCUGCUAGAGUUACCAGCCUACGGCUUUGACCUGAAGAAUUUCUGGAUUCCUCUAGCGCACAGGCGUCAUCUUCCUUCCAUAUCACCAUCAAUAUUGUCGUCGUCGUCGUCAUCAUCACAGCCAGAUACACCUGUUUCUGGAUGUACCCUCGACUCAGAGGACGAGGGAAAAGCUAGGGCGAAAUAUGUGACGAAUCUCCAAGAAGAGCCGCUGAAGAGUCUCAUACUUGGCCAUGUAAUCCGAAACAAGGCCAUAUGCCCUGCCGGCGUGCUGAUCGACAUGGCCUUCGCCGCCCUGCUACAAAGACCAGGCCAACGGGUGGGUCUCGAGUCCAUCGGGUUGAGGUCACUACGCCUGAUGGCGGCUAUCACGAUAGAUAGUGACGCUACCAAUGGCCCAAACCCGACUCUUGAAAUCACCUUGGAAAAGUUGAACGUGGUCCCGGAAUAUGCUGUUACUUUCUACGGCGGCGAACGUCAGACUCAUCACGCAAGUUGCAUUUUGCGAGUGACAGAUUACUCGAACGGCAUCAGAGGCGAGCACACGGCUCGCUCUCUCAUUAGGUCCGUCUCUCGUAUCAGCCAGCUUCGUAGCAACGCCGCCGCCAACCACUUCAACGGGCCGAUGAUCUAUAAGAUGUGGACGCCCGUUAUGCGGUACUCUUCAAAGUACCAUGCUCUUCAAAACCUCACUCUAGCACCCCUCGGUUAUGAAGCGUCCGCGAAGCUUCGAACAACAUCAAGCACGGCUGCCGGAGACCAAAAAUAUGUGAUUGACCCGGUCUGGUUGGAUGGUGCAAUGCAGGCCGCUGGCUUCACAGUGAACAUGAAUGUUGCUGCUGAUCCCGGAGCGGUAUACGUACUCAACGAAUGUGCGGCUAUCGACUUUUGGGAGCGUCCUCGCAGCAACAGCAUGUACGCCUGUUACGCUCAUGGAGAAACAGAUGGAUCGGGCGACGUCAUUAUGGACGUUACGAUAUUUGAUGAGGAGAAUGACAUGUGCCCCGUGGCCGCUAUCGGUGGCAUGCGUUUCCACAAAUUGAAACAACGACCAGAAACCAAAAGCAAAAGUGGCAAAGGCUGUGAGGACGCUACAGUACGGAUGGAAGAGAGUGAGCCCAGAACUCAGGCCAUCUCAUCUACUCCACGAUCGUCAAAGUCAAAGCACUAUUCUCCUCCAAAGAGCAUGCUCCUCGAUAAGCACGAGGGAACUAUCAAGACGCGCCCGGCAAGCUUGAUAAGCAAACUCAUCUCAAUACUGGCCAAAGAGACGCAUGCAGACCCUGAUGAGAUUGGUCAGGACACCGCACUGGCUGAUUUGGGCGUCGACUCCUUGGUGGCUCCUACAAUAUCAGACACCAUUCAAGCCGAGCUAGGCGUCGAGGUUCCGUUGAUAGCUUUACUAGAAGCGCAGACCGUGAGCGAAGUUGCCUCACUUUGCUUAGAGAUUAAUCUGGCAAAUGUCGAACCCAGACGCGUCGAAGCUGCCGCUGAAAAGGGCAGCAUCACACCGGCAAACAUUGCUCUGGGACUGAACACGACACCUCACUCCGUGAGUGCUGAUCUUUCGAGCAGAGUUGUUCUCUUGCAAGGUUCCAGUCGUUGCACACACAACUUGUUUCUCCUUCCAGACGCCUCCGGAAGCAGCUCCGUGUACGCAGGGCUUCCGUCGAACCUGUCUAUACAGACCGACACGAGAGUAUACGCCCUCGAGUCACCGUUUCACGGCAUGAAUGUUAUCCCCAAUCUCUCUAUGGACAUGUAUUGUUCACUAUUCAUCGAGGCAAUUAUUCGUCUGCAACCAACGGGACCAUAUAUGCUCGGUGGCUGGUCGAUUGGAGGGCGUCUUGCAUACGAUUGUGCCAGACAGAUCAUACAAUUGGGACACGCAGUCUCUGGAAUUCUCGUGAUAGAGUCUUACGCGCAUCUGACUCCCAAUCUGUGUUCAGGUCCCGAACCGAUCUCGUGUGAGCAUCUCGAGGCAACGGGGUUCUUUGAAUGGUCUGGAGGUCAUGUGUCAUCAACCAUCGCUGAGUGGCAGAAAAACCAUAUGCUGAAUAUCAUUAUCAUGAAUAGCUCCUACGACCUUCCACCGCUGUACAAUAACGAGGAGAAGAACGCGGCGACAUUGCAAGUGGUCUGGUCGUCAAAUGGCGACUUUUCGCUGUUCCCGACCAGGAUUCUGCGAAAAGCGCAGGAAUUAAGCAAUGGAUCAUUCGGCGAUGCUAUUAACGGUGAUCAUGGAGCUUGGCUGAAGAAGCUACGCCCGGAAACCUCUACAGCCCAGCUCACGGAAGAAUGGCGAGAGUUAGCAGGGCCGUGUGUGAGGCAGCACAUCGUUGAGGGGGGACACUUCGACAUCAUGAUCCCCAGAGUGAAUGAGGAUUUGGCACGUGUCAUUACAGAAGCCUUGAGAUGGUUCUGCGAAUCUAGGUUGUAG
Molecule: messenger RNA, 6198 nt
Organism: Colletotrichum godetiae
Lineage: Eukaryota; Fungi; Ascomycota; Sordariomycetes; Glomerellales; Glomerellaceae
Exons: 5
Coding region: 1-6198 (2065 amino acids)
Biological process (GO): fatty acid biosynthetic process; secondary metabolite biosynthetic process
Molecular function (GO): phosphopantetheine binding; fatty acid synthase activity; 3-oxoacyl-[acyl-carrier-protein] synthase activity
Source: RefSeq, a predicted model, not a curated record